AAUGAAAAUAAAUACCAUUUUGCCGAAAAAUGUUGCCAAGAGGGAGGAAGGAGAUAAUGAACAGGAGUGACCCCAACACUGAACCCUGUGGAACUCCGUGGUGAACUAUGGAACAUUCUGACCGGUAAUUCUGAAUCUAUAUAAAAUGUGUCCUAUCUGCAAAGUAGGAGACAAACCAUUGAUACACAAUGCCACAGACUCCAAUGAUAGCGAGAAUCAGAAUUUGCAUCUGUAAUUGGAUCAGCGACUUCAUGACACAUAGACCACAAAACAUUGUUAAUAAUAAUUUUCAACAUCAGUGCCCCACAAUGAUGUAUUCUCAGCACAUUCAGAUGGAAGAAGGGUCCUGACCCAAAAUAUCCCCCUGCCUAUGUUCUCCAGAGAAGCUGCGUUACCCACUGAAUUACCCCAGCACUUGUGCCAUUUUUGUAAACCAGCAUCUACAAUUUCCUUCGCUCCAUAAAUGCUGCCUCACCCGCUGAGUUUCUCCAGCAUUUUUGUCUACCUUUGUCUACAAUUCCUAGUGCCUCCACUUUUAGUGACACUUGUACAAUGAUUGUAACUGCCCCACAUCGGCAGUUAGUUAAAUUCUGAACCUCACGGUUUUUGGUUCCUACCUGAAAUAGUAGCGUUCCUAAGGGGGGAACUAAUUGCCGACUUAGUUUCCGGGGGGCACGGUUGUUGGCGCACACAGAAGCCAUGACUAAGAAGAAACCAAGAAAUACCUCUUAAGUAGUAAGCAGUGGACGAGUUCUCACGGGUUGGUUGGAGCCGAAAAUAAACCCCGUAUUUAACCACGACCUCGGGCCUCGUGUACUGCUUGGGAGCUACAGUGAGAACUCGACUGCUCUGCAUGAGUAGCCGAGGAGGACGUCACCAGACGGCAGCAGCCGAGAAGAGACGAACCAUAUCCAUGCUGCGUGUGUAUCUUCUACCACCACCUACGCCGAAACACAAGAAGAGCAAGCCCACAGGAAAGCCCAGGUGCCCCUAGUGUGAAUAUUGCUGCUAAGAAGAGACUCGUGUUUUGCACAAGAGACUGAUAUAUUAUCUACAUUUUCAUUUAAUAAGUUGAUGUUGUUAUUUUCUGCAACUAAAGGACUUUAAGUGUUUUGCACAAGAGACUGAGAUAUAAUGUGCAUUUCAUUUAUGUUGUUUACUUACCUUUCCUUAUUGAAGACCAUUGAUACUCACACUGUGUUGAUAUUGAGAAUUUGUUUAUUGAUGGUUACACUAAAAAUCCUGUUAAAACAAGCAGUACUCAUAGUAAUUUAAAGGUGCAUAUCUGUUACUUAACAAGUGUUUAAUGCAUAUGUAACUUACCUGUGGAAGAGUUGAUACCUUUAUUUGUCUAAUUAUCACUCAUAGUGAUUUAAGUUGAUAACACUAUAAAAAUUAUUUAUUAAUUAGGUACUUACUCAACAUAAGAAAAUAUUAGAUUUAAACCAAACUAAAGUAAACCAAGUAAAAUGUCAGAGUUUGAGCUAUCCCCUGAAAGUGACAGAGAAGAUGAUGAAGGUGAUGACACGAAACAGCACUGCCCAGACGCACAACCACAAACGACCAAUGGCACUGGAGAUGAUAUCCACACUUCCUCACAAGAGCCACAAAGAGGCCAAAGUCCGUAAGCUAACGGAAAAGGGCCAAGAACUGCACGAUGAGCAAAGAAGAAAGGUUGCACACCGUUUCAGUGUGAGCUACGAGAAGUGGAAGGCUGUCAUUAAGGACGCCAAAGGGGCGCUGAGUGGUCAAUGCUCAAACAACCUGCUGAAUGAACACAUCACCAAGGUAAGCAAUGCUUCAAAGAAUCUGAACGCUGUUUAUGAAGAGCUGAGACACAUCGACAUUCUAGAUCAUGACACACGUCGCAGAGUAGACACCUGUGAAGCAGUAACAAAGAAGAUAAUCAAAACGGCAAGAGGUUAUCUAAACACGGGAAAGAGUGAAUGUCAAGUGGAUGAAGAACAAGGUGUUAAAGAUACAGAAUCUGUGUUCAAGUCUGCAGCCUCAGAUAAGAUGAGCAUCAAAUCUCACCGCACCAAAUCCUCCCAGUCCUCUGCUCGUUCUCAAGGCAACUCAAAAAUCACAUCCAGACAUUCAAGCCAGUCUUCUGCACACAGACUAGAAGCCGCUGCUGAAGUCGCAGCCAAUGAAGCCACAUUACAAGCGCUGCUAGAGCAAGAACAGGAUAUUAUAGAACUUGAAAGACUUGAAGCAGAAGAUGCAGAGAGUAAAAGGGUGCUAAAGGCCAAACGCAGACAAAUAGUGCGAUUGGAGACAAUAGGGAAGAUAAAGGCUGCCAAGGCACGACAGCAAGUAUAUAAGCAGAGUGAAUGCUCAGACGAUGAAAUAGACAAGCUGCUCUAUCAAAACGUCUCUCUGAAGGAGAAGAAGGAAGUCAACCAGGAAAGAAACCUGUCGAAGCAUCACCCUCCACCACAAGUUAUGACACUUCCAAAACAAGAAGAUAGCACAGCAGCUCUUGUGAGAGUGUUUGCAGAGUCCAUCAGUGCGAGUCGUCUUCCUAUACCGGAACCGUCAAUGUUCAACGACGACCCACUCAGAUUCAAUGACUGGAAGGUUUCCUUUCAGACAUUAAUUGACUAG
Molecule: messenger RNA, 2607 nt
Organism: Leucoraja erinaceus (little skate)
Lineage: Eukaryota; Metazoa; Chordata; Chondrichthyes; Rajiformes; Rajidae
Exons: 2
Coding region: 1510-2607 (365 amino acids)
Source: RefSeq, a predicted model, not a curated record